Messenger RNA from Heterobasidion irregulare TC 32-1, 1664 nucleotides. RefSeq lists its product as uncharacterized. The coding region runs from base 57 to 797 and encodes 246 amino acids. The record is from RefSeq and is a predicted model, not a curated record. The transcript has 3 exons. NCBI's taxonomy places the organism in Eukaryota, Fungi, Basidiomycota, Agaricomycetes, Russulales, Bondarzewiaceae.
GGCCUCCGACGCCGUAGCUGGCAUCCUCCUCGCUCCCUCUCACACGAACGUCCAAAAUGUCGCUCGCAUCGACGGCCAAGCGAGCACUGCGCCCCUACUCCACCUUCUCUGACGAACCGCUCGGCAAAGCUCGCCCUCGUCGCAACUGGACGCCGAGAGAUUCGCCCCCGCGUCGCAACUGGACGCCGACAGACCCACCCAUCCCACGCAAAAGCCUCGGCCCCUUCAUAGCAAAAGAGACUACCAUCACGCGAAACGCCAUCUACAUCCGCCCCGAGCGACACCUAUUCGACGUCUCGGAGGCGUUUGCGUUGGUGCGCGGGCUCGAGCAGCGGUUCGGGAGGAUCCAGGAUUUUCGAUUCUUGCGGGAACACGAAGUGCCCACGAGCCUCCAGGGGUUUUUCUGGGCCGUCUUCGCUGACGACUCCGGGCGCGAGCGGAUAGGCGCGGAGGGGAUCAAGAUCAAGAUGCGCUUGCCGGCGAAGAAACUGUACGAUGGGGGCGUCGGCCUCGCGGACAUUCACCGCUUCCUUGCCCCCGCAGACCUGCAGCCUGCGGAGGUAAUUGAGGAGGAGCUCAAGGAAGCCGAAGACCAGGUCCAAGCUGCUGCAGAGGACCCUUCGAAGCAGCCACAGUUUGAAACCAUCGACGUGGAAGUGAAGCAUGCAGUUAUGUCAACUUCAGCGUGCCGUACAGGGAGAAGCAGGUGCGGCAUGGGUACUUCUUCGCGCUGCGAUGGCUUCACUGGGGAGGGUUCUCGACCGGCACGGGCGUCACCGUCCCCCAACCGAACCUAGACACCGCCAACGAGUUUUGGCAAACCGUGGUCGACCAGUGGAAGAAGACACACCCGGAACACCAAGAAGGCAUGAAAGUGGUCCCCUCGCGGGAAGCGGAUUCCGCGAUGCCAUCUGCGUCGGACGAGGCAUGGACGACGACGGAAGACUCCCCUCCGCCAGCCUGGACCCCUCUCGACCUCGGAGAGCCAAUCACACCCAUGGCCGACGAGCCCCCCGCCUCUCCCUCUACACCCGCGGACACGACGGCCCUCCCGCCGCCUCUGGCGGCCACGACACGCACACCGUCCGACACCCCCCAGCUGGCCCUCGAGCCCGACGCGCCGAGGACGCGCCAACCUCCCAAAAUGUCGCGCCGCGAGUGGGUCCUACAGACCGCGCGGGAGAGCGCGCGCGCGCGGGUCGCCGAGACUGAGGCUCAAGAGAAGGAGGCGGGGGCGGGGCCUGUGGACGAGAAGAAGCGGCCGGUCAUCGAGCGGCUGCGGAAGCUCAUUGGGGGCUCGUUCUUGUAAGAACGGGGCCUCGGGGCCUCCCAGUGUGCCUCUCCUCCUAUUGGGGGGUGCUGGGUUAGAUCUAUACGGUACAUUUCUGGCUUAAUGGUAUCGGAGCAUCAUCCCCAUUCAUCGUUACGCACACGGCAUCGCGUGUCCUCCUUAUGAUUAUCGUUGAUCAUAUCCAUAGCCUCAGAAGACGUCGUGCGUGCUUGCCUCUCGGGACUCGCCACCGCCGGGAUGGUCAGGACCAGCCAGCAGCAAGUGCGUCCAGCAACAUCCCCGUCCCCGCGCGCGAAUUUUGUCCGCAAAGAGGCGUAUGUACGAGUCCGUCGCGUGCCACACCUCGAGAACGGCAUAGAUAUUAUCACCCCCC